Messenger RNA from Loxodonta africana (African savanna elephant), 3115 nucleotides. It is a transcript of the gene CDCA5, whose product is annotated as cell division cycle associated 5. Bases 289 to 978 code for a protein of 229 amino acids. Gene Ontology annotation, biological process: double-strand break repair; mitotic sister chromatid cohesion; positive regulation of exit from mitosis. Lineage: Eukaryota; Metazoa; Chordata; Mammalia; Proboscidea; Elephantidae. Gene Ontology annotation, cellular component: nucleus. The record is from RefSeq and is a predicted model, not a curated record. The transcript is spliced from 6 exons.
CGGAAAUCUGGCCGAAGGCUCCUCAUGCGGCCCCGGCCAGAAAGCCCAUCGUCUUGAAGAAGAUUGUGGCUCAUGAGAUCCCAGCUGUCCAGUCGCCUCGAAGGAGCCCUAGGAAAACUUCUGCCUGAAGAUAUGAUAAAUGAGAAAUACUAACUGCUUUUGAGGAGCUCAUGGAGUUUGCAGUCAAGUGCAGAGAAAGACAAAUGAACAAAUAAUUACAACCGUGUGCAGUGGGAUAAAGCACUAGAUGCUAUGAGGACAUCCAACCCAGACUAGGUGGCUUAGGGAAUGUUUUGUGGAACAUCUAAGUCAAUUGGCAUAAUAAAAUCUAUUAAGAAAACAUUCUGCUUCCCACUUUGGAGAGUGGCAUUUUGUGUUUUAAACCCUAGCAAGCAGCCAUCUAAGAUGCAUCAGUUGGUCUCUACCCACCUGGAGCAAAGGAUAAUGAAGAACACCAAAGACAAGAUUGCUUUUUUGUUAGAGAAAGAGAACAAACCUCCUAGCAAGGAGCUGACUAAGGAGGACCUCUUCAAGACGUGUAGCACGCCUGUCACCCCAUCCACCACUCCUGUGCUGUUACCCCUGACUGUCGAGUCCAGCCCCAGGAGCGGAGACCUGGAUACCAGAGACUUGGAAAUGUCUAAGAAAGUCAGGCGAUCCUACAGCCGGCUGGAGGCCCUCAGCUCCACCUCCAUCCCAGGCCGCCGGUCCUGCUUUGGCUUUGAGGGGCUGCCGGUGGCACAAGAUUUUGCCAGAGUCUCACCUGUGGUGUGUUCGAAGUCAUUCGAGGUCACCGGUGUCUCUGUGAAGCCCUGGGCCCCAGAUACAACUCUCCCUGGGAUCUCCCCACCAAUCACAAAAGAGAAACGAAAGAAGAAGAAAGUGCCAGAGAUCCUGAAAUCGGAGCUGGAUGAGUGGGCCGCGGCCAUGAAUGCUGAGUUUGAAGCUGCUGAGCAGUUUGAUCUCCUGGUUGAAUGAGAUGAAAUGGGGGUUCAUCUGGCCAGACUCUCCCCUCCUCCCCUGUACAUAGCUUCCUUCUCCCCUCCCCCUGUGGUAGCCUGGAAAAGACACUGGGGUCCACCUCUGAGGGUUCAGGUGGCGACGGCCAUCUCAGUUUCAGGAAAUGGGGUCCAUCUGGCUUGGCCACUCAUCAAGGUCCUGUCUCUAGUAUGUGGCCCCCUUGCCCUUCCUCUCUGCCUCUGGGGAUCUGGCCAGAGGGCGUUAAAGGGCAGGGGCUGGAGGGUAAGGGCACCUCUACUCUUGUUGGAAAGUGUUUGGCUGCUCGGAGCUGGCCCCGAUGGAAACUGGCACCAAGGGCUAUGGCCGGCUUCUGAUGCUCUCUCUCUAGUUGCCUUCUGUUGGGCUCUUGGUUCCCAGCUGCAAGCCUAGCUGUGUAAAGAGGCUUUAGGUUCCAUGGGGUUCCUCUUAGAUGAUGUCGAUGGUCCAGGAAAGAACUUUGGGUUGGAGGACAGCUUUAUCUUUGAGGAAGAAGCUGGCACUCGGCCUGUAGAGUCUACAUUUUGAAGAAGGAAGGGAGGCCUUGGUUGGGUCUCAGGCCAUAAGCUUUUAUGACUAGGAGCUUUUUUAUAGUCUUGUUUUCUGUUGUUGAGGUCCUCAGUAAAUGCCAGGGGUGCUGGCUGCUUGGAGCUAUGAGUGUAUUUUAGGGGGUGUGGCGGCCAUGGACUGGGCUCACCUGGGCACCUCUGAGGGGCUAGGACGGGGCCUUACCACCCUGCCACCCUGCAGGAAGGACCCAUGGCAGAAGGCUCCCCGUCUCGUCAGUCACACCCAUUUCUUACAAAAAGCACUGAGGUCUACUCAGCUCUGGAAGAAAAAGUUACUAGGUUGGAAAGUCCCAGUCCCAUCAGCAUUUACAACUAUACUCGUGAAGUUCUAGGAAGACUUUCUCAAAUGACCAGAAAGGGAUAGAAGUUUAUAGAAAUUUUAGCUUCCUUGUUCGCCUCUCAGAAGAGAAUGCUGCCUGAGGAAGGUACCAGGAGCUGAGUUAGGGGUCUCGUCUCGGGGGAAUAUCCCCCUGUUCCCUUUUCUGCAUACUGGUACCAUGCUACCAUCCUGCCAUAGCCCAGGCCAGUAUUACUUUUGGUGCUUCCACGUUCAUGGAAUUGGAAGCAAGAAGUGUGGAGGGGCUGCUGGAUAAUAGGACAUCGGGGAAGACAAGUGCUUGGUUGGGGUAAUUGGACGCAACGGCACAGGCCUGGUGGGCGCUUAUAAAACCCUUUGUGAGGCCUGGGAGUCCCAGGGCAUCUGUUUGGCAUGUUGUGCCUUGUCAGACCCUGCACACAAGCCCCCUGCGGAUGCCCUUUUAGCUGGACCCCACUGGAAGCUUUCUUGUCCUCACUCUGGUGAGCGGAGCUCUUGGGACGUGCAUUGGUCCUGUGGUGGCUGCUCAGGGUAGACAGAUGGGGUUGAGUUGACAUACUGCAGACUUCUCGGUCCAUGAGCAACUGAGAAUGUAGGGUUUAAGGAAAAGUUGUUUGUUUGUUUGUUUGUUUGUUUUUAAUAAAAAAACAGAUUAAAGAAUUUCUGCUUGUUUGUAGACUUUGUUUCUAUUAUUGGGGCAGAGGCAAGGCUGUGAGGUCUAGGAAACAAGCCUUCUUUGGGCUGUCACCAGGGUUUUCCCUUUGUACAGUGGCUGUCAGCCUGGCCUCCCACCAGGGGCCCUGUGGCAGAUCAUGACCCCAUCACCACCAUGCCUGUUUUUCUGUCUGGUCACCCAUCUCUGCCUGGAGAGGUGACCUUGAGGCAAGGCCUGCCUGCACCUGUCUCCUUGCUUGUGCAAGCCUCCCUCAGCACCCAGGGGAGAUGCUGGGCACCAAAUGCCCUCUCAAGUCCAGUCUUCAUCCCCCUGCGCCUCUUUCCUUUCAGGUUCCUUCAAAGGAGCCAGAGUCCUGCAGCUGCCCAGCCUAGAUGCUCCACAGCUGUGGGUGCCUGGGGGAGGAGCUGGGGAGCUUGUCAAAGAUGCAGUUUCCUGGGCCCUAUCUCUGGAAAUUCAGUGGGUCUGAAGCGAGGCCCAAGAACAUGCGUGCAACUUGAUGCAGGGAGCCCAAACCAGCUUCCCUCCGUCUCAUCCUCUGCACUCAUCCUUGCCUUCUAG